Messenger RNA from Vanessa tameamea, 1064 nucleotides. RefSeq lists its product as uncharacterized. The record is from RefSeq and is a predicted model, not a curated record. The transcript is spliced from 9 exons. The coding region runs from base 196 to 609 and encodes 137 amino acids. Lineage: Eukaryota; Metazoa; Arthropoda; Insecta; Lepidoptera; Nymphalidae.
AUGGAAGAUACGUGCCAUGUUGUCGGCUUAGCAUAAAUCCAAAUAGUAAUAAUUUCCAAUUGUUCAAUUUAGACUGUGUAUAUAUUUGCUCAGUUGUACACACAAUGGCUUACCGUAUAAAGUAACAUCUAAUUUGGGCGGGUUAUUAGUGUAACAGCAUUUACCUGUGAAAACGGUAAAGUUUAAACGUAAAAUAUGAAAAUAUUUGUGUUAUUAGUUUUCAUUGCAGUUUUAAGUGACCAAAUAUGUGCAUAUCCAGCCGCUGAUGAUGCAGCCAUUAAAGAUGCCGUAAAAGAUGCAAGUACAGCUGCCCCUGAUGUUGUAAAGGAUAAGAAUCCUGUAAAAGGUCAUAGCCCAUCCGUUCCUGGCUUGGAUAAUUUAUCAAAAAUGAGUAAUAUUUUCAAUCCCGCUGAUAUGAUGAGUAAAGGCAAAGAUUUAAUGGAUACAUUAAUGAAACCGAUAAGUUCGCCUCUUAACGGCGUAGUGUCAAUGUUGAAACCACAUGAUCCACCUAGCAGCGAUGCAGUUUCAAAGUCAGCAAGUAAGGCUGAGAGUAAAAAUCCUGCAAUAUCCCUUGGUUCAACUUUGUUUGGAAGUUUCUUCGGUUAAUAACAUGACGACCUUUUGCACCAACAAUUCUAUUGACACUUUAAAUAAACAUAUAAUAAUUAAUAUGUUAUAUGGAUAUAUCCAUUCAUCCAAAUUAGUUUCUUAUUAAUUAUACUCAACACAUGCACUCACAGAGGCAUCUUGGACAGGAUAAUUACAAUCAAAGUUUAUGUAAAUCUUUUUUAUUUUAAUCAAUUUUGUUUUAAAUUCUACUUUUGUUUGUCAAACAAUAUUUUUCACUGGAUUUGGCGCUGCUAAUUAAAAUACAUAUUUCCUAGUUCGGCUACAGAUGCUUCAUUCGUUCACGAUAUUGUUUUAUGGUUUAAAUUAUUGUGGCAAAUAGUUAACAUGUUUUGGAAAAUCAACUAUAAUUAUUUAUUAUUUGGAGCGAAUAAAAAAUAAUAAAAAUCAAAUUAUAUUUUAUGUUAUUUAUAUAAAUAAAUUUUAUAAAUAUA